Messenger RNA from Symbiodinium necroappetens, 1479 nucleotides. Lineage: Eukaryota; Dinophyceae; Suessiales; Symbiodiniaceae. The record is from the annotation of a GenBank genome assembly.
AUGAUUGACAGAUUGCAGGAGGUGGUUGACUCGCAAGAUCUGGAACAACUGAAGACACUGCGGCCUUGGGCAGAAAGAGCCCAGCUCGCAGACCACCCAGAGGGCGCAGAGCUUGUGCAGCGCAUGGACAAGCUCAGCAGUGCGACUGCGGCUUUGCAAUCCGCACUCGACGUCGGAACUGGACCUGCUUUCAGGGAAGCGCUGUGGAAGUCGGAGGAGGCUGUUCUGGAUCCAGCUCGCUGUGAAAUGCUUCAGAGAGUGGAAGCUGCCUAUGGGCCGAUCCGCUCCCGCAACCUGGGACGCUGGGCGGUCCUGGCUGCACGCACAAACGGUGCCAAGGAGUGCCUCCAGGAAGCGCUUGUCGUCGCCCAGCGAUCUGGUAUCAGCACGGAGACUGUUUCUCGGUCUUUGGAGACGGCAGUCAGCGCCAGAGACAUGCUCUCCCAGAUCGCGCAACUGACAGUUGCCAGCAGGGAGGACGACGUCUCGAAGCUGGAGUCUGCGAUCCAAAGCACAAAGCAGGAUGCGAAAACCGGCCGGCGCCGAUCCAUAGAAAAACUGCUGGCGGAGGUCCGGAUGGAGGCUCUGGAAAGAUUAUUCGACAGCAAGCAGAAAGCCAAGGUGCUGGAUGAGAUCAAGGCGACUGCGGCCAAGCGUGCAACACAGGUCUUGCAGGAGCUGCCUAAGAAGAUUCAAGAUGCCGGAAAGCUGAGGAUGUCAGGCGACGUGAAAGAGGCCACGCGGUUGUACAAGAAGGCGCUGCUCGAAAAGGAGAUCCGAAGUGCCAUGGUCCUCUCGGAUGGCCAUGCGCUGCAGACGGCAAUUUCCAAAGCAGGCUCUUCCGCGCACGUAGACAGUUUGGAUCCGAAGCUCUUGGAAUCUGCUCGCGCCGCUUUGCGGGAAAUGACUCUGCUGGAGCAAGCGCGCGAGUGUGUCAAGAGCAACGAUACCUGGGCUGAGUUGGAUGCAGCCUUUACGAAGCUGAUACAGGAGAACUUUCCAGAGGGUCUGCGCUCUCAGAGCACGCUGGGCCGCGCACAGGCACAGAUAAAGACCAUGCGGGAGAAGCUGGUCGAGCUGGAGGAGCUGAUCAAGCAGCCCAUCUCCUUCGAGAACAGUUCCAGCCUGCUGCAAGAGAGUGGAAUGAGACAGCUGCGACUGGUGCUGGACAUUCUUCGUCCACAUCCCUAUUUCGCGGUGGUCAUUGAAUAUUCAUCUUCGCACAUGGCUGGUGAGCGCAUGAAGAUGGUUCAAGACUUGCUGCGGAAGAGCUGCAGGAACCAGUUGACCCCGAAGCAGACAGCGGAGAAGAACAGGCAGGUGAAGCUAUUGUGUGAUGUGGAGAAGUGCAACCCAGAGAUCAAGGCAGCUCUCUUAAAACUGCUUGCUCAGGUGCAUCAUCUAGCAGGAUGGUUGGCACGGUGGACUAGGUCGUUAAACGAUGCAACUUGCAUUGCUGUCGGUUUGUCGAGUCCGUGA